Messenger RNA from Porites lobata, 1030 nucleotides. NCBI's taxonomy places the organism in Eukaryota, Metazoa, Cnidaria, Anthozoa, Scleractinia, Poritidae. The record is from the annotation of a GenBank genome assembly.
AUGCAUUUGGGAGAAAAUUUAAUAGAGCUCUCUUCUGAGUGUCUAAUUCUUUCGUCGCCACCAUCUAAACGGCUGUGUUUACAGAGGAGCAUCAAAGAUGUCACCGAGAACAAUGAUGGGGGAACGAAACGCUAUCUAUAUUUUGAUUGGAAACCUCACGGACGCUUCGAAAGUGAGUUUGCCAACAAGGGUGAGUACAAUUUUCUUUAGCAUCAGAAAUAUUUCAAAUCUUGUACACAGGCAUGGCGUGUUAUAAGAAGUGACAUUCGCUCACAUACGUUUGCUAUUAACUUGUAAGUCUCAAACGGUCUUUUAUCUGAUUAUAUACUGCCAAAAUGGGGAAACGGUUAGUUUCAGCUACUGUGAACUCAGGCAUGCUGUGAACCCUAAAGAACCCUAAAGAACCAAGCGUUGUGUGGUGCAAUGAAACCUGAACCAAAAGCUAAUUGCUCCACGGGUAUUUUACAUGUAAAACCAACAGUUUUGUCUGGUACUUUACGCAAGUAUAACCAACUGUUUCGUAGUUUUUGCAUGAGUCGUCCCUUAAUAGCUGUUUACCUGAUUUUCCCGCAGUUCACAUCAUCUUCAUUCUAUGUUUCAUUCCUCAACUCAACAAAUUCUGUCUGCUCCCAAUGUAUGGGCCUAGCAUAGAGGCCAUGGGUCCGAAUUCCGAUGAAGUCCCGAAAUGUUUUCGUGUUAAUUUACAAUUGCUUAAAUUGUAAUUACCACUGCGACGAUCAUAUUUUCAUUUAUAUUUGUAUAUUUCCGCAGUCCACAUCAUCUUCAGUCUAUGAUUUGUCAAAUGUAGGUUAAAUCUGAUUCUGAUUGUGACGCACUUAUUGCAUCCCCUUGAACGCGCGCAUACAGGUUUAGAGCCCACACCGAUCGAACAAGCAGGACUUGUGGCCCAAUAAUUAAUAAGACCCACAACAGAAGUGUCUAUUUCUACAAUUCUUUAGGUCCCGUCGUAUGGCCAGCAAUUGGAGUCAAGUCUGAACUAACCCGAAGUAAGAGUCUUAUAAUUAUUUAA